AUGAAUCUACAUUCAAGAGUCAUUACAACUCUAUUUCUCUCAGUAUCAGUGUGGAACUUGCGAAUUGCGGAUAGUUUCCAACCAAAGUUGCCAUUGAGAUCCUCCUCCUUUUCCUUGUGGCAUGAUGAUGAUUGCGAUAAAGCAUCCAUCACGACCCUGGUGCGCAACAACCCCAAAGUUGCAGAAAAUCAUGAACGUCGCAAUGACGAAAGAAACAAACGCGACGACCAGUCGGAUGUGAUGGAAUCCUUGGAUGUGGUCCUUGAACGUGCUCGGAAACGGAAACCGUCGUGGGUGUUAAAGGGAGUCGCUCUUUGGAAUUCACCAUUUGUGGUUCCUUGGUUUUUAAAGUCGGAUCUAGCGCUGGCGACGAUUGCUGUAUUCCUCGGCUCGUAUGGAUUCUGUGUUGGCUACUGCUUGGGAAAGUGGAUGACCAAUCCCCAAAAUCAAAACCGACUACGCAAUUUUGCUGCUGGUGACUCUUCAUCAUCUUCAUCAUCAUCAUCGGACCCCUUCUUAGAAACGUGGCAACAAGCUCUCUUGUUUCAAUAUUGGCCUGUAUUCUUGGCCAUUGUGUUGGACCAAGCAGUUUCUUUUCUAUUUUGA
Cylindrotheca closterium is the source of this 606-nucleotide messenger RNA. The record is from the annotation of a GenBank genome assembly. Lineage: Eukaryota; Bacillariophyta; Bacillariophyceae; Bacillariales; Bacillariaceae.